AUGGCCAACAUUACUCAUCAGCCGAAAGAGACUCCUCACACUGCCCACAUAGAAGCAGGGAUGCAGAAUAUUAACGACAUCUCCGAGCUCAAAGUUGGGAUGACUGGCCAAGCGGCCACCGAUGAGUAUGGCCAACCACUGGUGCAUUUCGACCCCGUCGAAGAACGACGCCUGCGUACCAAGAUAGACUUCUACAUCAUCCCCACAGUGGCACUCCUGUACAUGUUCUGCUUUAUUGACCGCGCCAAUAUUGGAAAUGCUCGGCUCGCCGGAUUUGAAACGGAUCUCGGCCUCAAGGGAUAUCAUUACAACCAGGUCCUCUCCGUGUUCUACAUUUCCUACAUCGUCUUCGAGAUUCCGGGCACCAUGGCAUGCAAGUGGAUCGGACCUGGAUGGUUCAUACCCGCGACAACACUCGGCUUCGGUAUCAUGACCGUGGCGUUCGCUUUCGUUCGUGAUAUUCACAGCGCCUGUGCAGUGAGAUUCCUUCUGGGCAUCUUCGAGGCUGGAAUGCUACCUGGCAUAGCAUACUACCUCUCACGCUGGUAUCGACGUUCCGAACUCGCGUUUCGCCUUGGACUAUACGUCGUCAUGGCGCCACUGGCUGGUGCCUUCGGAGGACUCCUAGCCUCAGCGAUUCUGACCCUUGACUCCUUCGGCAGUACGAAGCGAUGGGAGAUGAUUUUCGCAAUUGAGGGCGUCAUCACCAUCGGGCUUGCGCUCACUGCUUUUCUCACGCUCACCGAUCGACCAGAGACCGCGAAAUGGCUGAACGAUGACGAGAAACAGUUGGCCAUUGCGCGCCUUAAAUCGGAGCGAAUCGCCACGGUAGAGGUUCUCGAUAAGCUCGACAAAGCCAAGAUCCUUCGAGGGGUCCUUAAUCCUGUCACGCUAGUUACCUCAUGGAUUUUUUUGCUGGAAUGCAUCACCGUCCAGGGCCUGGCGUUCUUCGCCCCGACUAUCGUUCGCACGAUCUACCCAACCGAUACCGUGGUUCGACAGCAACUCUUAACUGUCCCACCGUAUAUCGUUGGAGCUGUUUUUGUCAUUGCCUCCGCGCUGCUAGCGUGGAGGACUGACCGUCGAAAUGUCAUCAUCACGUAUAGCGCCAUUCCCGUCAUGGUGGGAUAUCUGAUGUUCCUCGCUAGUAAGAACGCUAAGGUCCGAUAUGGAGCUAUCUUCAUUAUUGUCACCGGUGCGUUCAAUGGUGGUGCCUUGUGCAACGCACAAGUAUCCGCAAACGUGGUCAGUGAUACUGCACGCUCAUCUGCGAUCGGCACAAACGUAAUGUUUGGCAAUAUCGGAGGACUGAUUGCAACGUGGGCCUUUCUACCGUUUGAUGGCCCUAAUUACCCUAUUGGCAAUGGCUUGAAUCUCGCGGCGCAGGCCACAGUGUUGAUUUCUGGUAUCGGUCUGGGAAUCUGGAUGACGAAGAGCAAUAAGCAGAGAGGGCAGGGGGAUGUCCAUGAGGAACUUCGAGGCCUCAGCCAGACACAAGUCGCUGAUUUGGAUUGGAGGCAUCCUGGUUUUCAGUGGCGCCCGUGA
Molecule: messenger RNA, 1545 nt
Organism: Exophiala aquamarina CBS 119918
Lineage: Eukaryota; Fungi; Ascomycota; Eurotiomycetes; Chaetothyriales; Herpotrichiellaceae
Exons: 3
Coding region: 1-1545 (514 amino acids)
Biological process (GO): transmembrane transport
Cellular component (GO): membrane
Molecular function (GO): transmembrane transporter activity
Source: RefSeq, a predicted model, not a curated record